Messenger RNA from Eubalaena glacialis (North Atlantic right whale), 1744 nucleotides. It is a transcript of the gene SYT5, whose product is annotated as synaptotagmin 5. Bases 215 to 1375 code for a protein of 386 amino acids. Lineage: Eukaryota; Metazoa; Chordata; Mammalia; Artiodactyla; Balaenidae. The record is from RefSeq and is a predicted model, not a curated record. Gene Ontology annotation, biological process: calcium ion-regulated exocytosis of neurotransmitter; regulation of calcium ion-dependent exocytosis; regulation of dopamine secretion. Gene Ontology annotation, molecular function: phosphatidylserine binding; calcium-dependent phospholipid binding; clathrin binding. The transcript is spliced from 9 exons. Gene Ontology annotation, cellular component: dense core granule; axon; synaptic vesicle membrane.
AUACACGCUCACACACACGCACACGGGCACAUACACACCCCGCGCCGGCUCCGUUCGGCCGAGCCCCCGCCCCACAGCGCUCCGCGAUCAGCACCCAGGACAGCGCCAGCCACACGCGUGCGGGGGCGGGGUCCGGGCGGGGCCGGCGCCUCGGUGUCUCUCGGGAGGGUCCUGUCUAGACACCGAGCAGAAAGAACAGUAAGACCCCGCCGCCAUGUUCCCGGAGCCCCCAACACCGGGGCCUCCAGCGACCGACACGCCUCCUGACUCGAGUCGCAUCAGCCACGGCCCUGUGCCCCCCUGGGCUCUGGCCACCAUCGUGCUGGUCUCAGGCCUCCUCGUCUUCAGCUGCUGUUUCUGUCUCUACCGGAAGCGUUGUCGGAGGCGGAUGGGCAAGAAGAGCCAGGCUCAAGCCCAGGUCCACCUUCAGGAAGUGAAGGAGCUGGGCCGGAGUUACAUAGACAAGGUGCAGCCAGAAGUGGAGGAGCUGGAGCCGACACCAUCUGGGCCAGGGCAGCAGGUGGCAGAGAAGCAUGAACUAGGACGACUACAGUACUCACUGGAUUAUGAUUUCCAGAGUGGCCAGCUGCUGGUGGGCAUCGUGCAAGCUGAGGGAUUGGCAGCCUUGGACCUAGGUGGCUCCUCUGACCCCUACGUGCGGGUUUACCUGCUGCCAGACAAACGGAGGCGGCACGAGACCAGGGUGCAUCGGCAGACGCUGAACCCACACUUUGGGGAGAACUUUGCCUUCAAGGUCCCCUACGUGGAGCUGGGGGGCAGGGUACUGGUCAUGGCAGUAUACGACUUCGACCGCUUCUCCCGCAACGACGCCAUUGGGGAGGUGCGGAUCCCCAUGAGCUCCGUGGACUUGGGGCGGCCAGCGCUGGCCUGGCGGGAGCUGCAGGCGGCUCCUCGGGAGGAGCAGGAGAAACUAGGUGACAUCUGCUUCUCCCUCCGCUAUGUCCCCACGGCCGGGAAGCUCACCGUCAUCGUCCUGGAGGCUAAAAACCUGAAGAAGAUGGAUGUAGCAGGGCUGUCAGAUCCGUAUGUCAAGGUCCACCUGCUGCAGGGCGGCAAAAAGGUGCGGAAGAAGAAAACGACCAUCAAGAAGAAUACUCUGAACCCCUAUUACAACGAGGCCUUCAGCUUCGAGGUGCCCUGUGACCAGGUCCAGAAGGUUCAGGUGGAGCUGACUGUGCUAGACUACGACAAGCUGGGCAAGAACGAGGCCAUCGGGAGGGUGGCCGUAGGGGCAGCGGCCGGGGGCGCUGGCCUGCGGCACUGGGCAGACAUGCUGGCCAACCCCCGGCGGCCCAUCGCCCAGUGGCACUCGCUGCGGCCCCCUGACCGAGUGAGGCCACCGCCAGCACCCUGAUCCCCACCCUCAAGCCCCUGACCCCAGACUCCUGGCCAAAGCCACGUCCAUGCCCACCUUUAAGCCUUCUCUGAACGCUAACACCCGCCCCCCAGUCUACCCAUUCCUGCCUUCUCCCCACCCCCAUUAUGCCAAUCAUGAUAACCUACCAACUCCCCCAAUAUGGCACAUGCCCAGAAGCCCCAGGGACCCCUGGAAGAGGGGAGCAGUCUGGGCUCCCGCCAUCCCAGGGUCCUGCCCUCUGCUUUGACAAUCAGUGAUCCCAGCCUACUAUCCCCUUGGCUCCCAGUACCCCUUUUCCUGCACAGUAUCACCCACUCCUGUCCCCGGUCUGAUUCCUGCACCGCUCCUGGGACCAAAUAAAUACUC